This is a messenger RNA of Triticum aestivum (bread wheat), 3101 nucleotides long. RefSeq lists its product as uncharacterized. Bases 78 to 2834 code for a protein of 918 amino acids. Lineage: Eukaryota; Viridiplantae; Streptophyta; Magnoliopsida; Poales; Poaceae. Gene Ontology annotation, cellular component: intracellular membrane-bounded organelle. The record is from RefSeq and is a predicted model, not a curated record. The transcript has a single exon.
UCUGCUACUGGCAUUAUAUAGACGCAUGACACAGGCUCACCCUUGAUCCUCCUCCUCCCCAGCCAACCAACAAAAUAAUGGCGCCACCGCGGAACCAUCCCGGCCUGUUCCUCUGCUUCCUUUUGCUCGCGUCCACCGCCACGCUCUCCGCCGCGGUCUCCGCCGCGUCCUACUCCUCCGUUUGCACCAAGCCCGGACCCGCUGACGACCGCUACACCGACGGCAACGAAACCCUCUUACUCACCAGCUUCUUCCAAAUCUCCACCGGUUACUUCUCCUUCUCCGAGGGCGCGCACAGCUUGUUCUCCGCCGCCGCCGAUGAUGACCCCUACGGCAGCUAUCGCUCGUUUUCCCUUUUCCCCCACGGCGUCUACCGCACCAGCGACAAGGAUCUCGUGCACCUCACUGCCACUCUCACCCUCACCGCCCCCCGCGUCCACACCUACCGGGGCCGUGGACGCCGCGAGAAUUACACCGGCUCCGCGUCCGUCUCCUUCAUCCUCGACGGCUUCUACUCCUCCGCCUCACUCGAACUCUGCAUGGUCGGGAAGGGCACCGAGCACUCCGUCGACGGCUCUCCCAAGCACUACCCCGACGUCGUCCUCCGCCUCCGCGUCCCCGAUCGUCCCUCCCUCACCGAUCCCUUCGUGACCGGCAGUCUAGAGGUCUCCGACUUCGGGGCCAUCCAGCUCCUCGCUUACGCCGAGGGCGACAACUACAAGUACGCCUCCGAGGGCGCGGCCUGCAGCGCACCGACGCCGACGCAGCCUGCCAGGGACUCGUACCAGGCGCUCGGCAGCGGCUUCGCCUGGUGCGCCCAUCUGAAACAACAGCUCGUGACCGCGUACAGGCUGGAGCACGGCGGCGAACCGCUUCUGCGGCGGAUGCACGUCAACCAGAUGCAGUGCACCGCGAAGGGUGCCGUGCGCGCGUACGUGGUGUUCUCCAACGACACUGGGUCGACCGAGAGGCACCGAUUCUUCAACCACCGUCCACACCGCUUCUCGGUGGACGAGGAGGCUGUCGUGGCCGAGGGGCGCUGGGACAAGGUUCGGGGCUCGCUCUGCCUCAGGGCGUGCCCGGUGGUGCGCUCGGCCUCGGCGCCCUCUGUCCCGGCGGUGCGAGAGCAUGAGUGCGGGAUCGGGAUGAGCUUCUGGUUCCCGGCCGUGUGGACGAUGCGGGACCGGAGCGUCGUGGCCGGGAUGCUUUGGAACUCGACCCAGACUGGUAUUGGCAGCAACGACGGCGUGACAACAGCGUCGAGCAUCGACGUCGUCGACGACGGAUUCAUCGACCUCACUGACGACCACAGAAGCAGCAACCUCUCAGAUGUGAAGUACAGCUACAACGACACGAUGCUUGCCGAGGCGACGAAGCAUUACUACCUCAAAUUCAAGAAGGAGAAGAUCAAGGGGGCGCGCUCAUUCCCGGGGAACUAUACUUACCGUGACUUCGAAUUUCGUUUCUUCGCGCUGAGCAGGGGGGGCGGAAAGGCCAACCCAGUCACAAUCGGUUCGGUGAUGGUCUCCGGGGAUCGGCUGGCUGCCGACGAUUCCUUCUCCCAUGGUGUGGUACUUGACACGAAGCAAAAUCUGCUGAAUGUCAGCUACGAUAUAGGCUAUUAUGCUCCAGCUGAUGAUUGGGUGCGUCCUACGAAUGGGUCGUACUCGUUCUCAUAUAGCCCUGAGACACGGCGACGAAUCUCAGCAGAGGGUGUUUAUGAUCCUGAGAGCGGCAUACUGUGCAUGGUCGGUUGCCGAGAGCACAACGGCUCGACCGACUGUCAAACACUGGUAACCGUGAAGUUCGCCUCCCUUGAUGCCAGGGGUCAGGGGCACGGCAGGGGGGUAAUCAGCAGCCUCAGAGACAAGUCCGAUCGUCUUUUCUUCAAGAAGGUCGACAUCACUCUGUACGGGAUGUACUCAGACCAAGUGUCGGAGGCGAUAUCUAGGAUGGACUUGGAAGGCAUCAUGCUGGUGGCGUCCACGACGCUGUCGUGCGUCUUCACCGUCCUGCAGAUCCUCCGUACCAAGAAGAACCCCGAGGCGGCUCCGGCGACGUCGAUCACCAUGCUCGCCAUCCUCACGCUGGGAUACCUCACUCCUCUCGUGCUCAACUUCGACGCCCUGUUCACGAGCAGGAGGAGCCGGUACUCCGUGUACUGGAUGAGCGACUGGCGCGAGGUGAACGAGGUGGUGAUGAGGGCGCCCACGCUGGUCGCCUUCGUGCUGCAGCUGCGCCUCCUUCAGCUCGUGUGGUCCGGCCGCCGGAGGUCGGCGGACCAGAGCAAGUCCGCCACGCCGUCGCCCGUCGUGUCCGAGAGGAUCGUGCUGCAGAUAUGCCUGCCGCUGUACGUGCUCGGAGGAGCCCUGGCCGCGGCCGUCCACGUGAUCAACGUCCGCGCCGCGAGCGAGGAGCCGCUCGUGGUGCGCAUCGCCGGAGAGCCGGCCACGAUCUGGGAGGACCUCGUGUCGUACGGCGGUCUGAUACUGGACGGCUUCCUGCUCCCUCAGAUCAUCCUGAACGCGUCCUUGGCGGGCUCCGGAGUGCGAGCGAUCUCGCCGUGGUUCUACGCGGGGGUCACCAUGACCCGGGUGAUGCCUCACGUGUACGACGUGGUGAGGCGGCAGAUCUACGAGCCGAGCAUGAGCUCCUCCGACCUGUACGCUAGCCCGCGGGGCGACCUCUUCGGCGUCGCGUGGGACAUCAUCAUACCGUGCGGAGCGGGAGUGCUGGCCGUGCUGGUCUUCUUGCAGCAGCGGCUUGGAGGCAGCGCGGUUCUUCCUUCACAGAGGAGGAGAUCAGGUGGGUAUGAGAUGGUCUCCAGCAUCUAACAGAAAACGGGAUAAUGGUAAUUCAGAACGAGGGCAGCCGUGGUCGUUGAUGGGAUAACAAUGUGCUGGUUCCAAGAAAAAAGUAUUGUUUGAAAGCAAAGUAAAGGCCCCUCGUGUUUCAGUAAAGGUCCCUCGUAUUUACGGAGUUACACAAGCAGUCUUGCUAAAUAUCAGUCGAUUUAGACUUGGUUAUAUGUCGCAGUCGAUGUUAUAUUCGUAAAAUCUUACAUUAAGAUAUGUGAAAAAAUUAGUAUUUUUUCAUUUUUA